Molecule: messenger RNA, 1817 nt
Organism: Spirodela intermedia
Lineage: Eukaryota; Viridiplantae; Streptophyta; Magnoliopsida; Alismatales; Araceae
Source: the annotation of a GenBank genome assembly
AUGCGUCGUGUCGAGUUCUGCUUGUGCACGGCGGCCAUUGUUGCGGCGGUUGCACUCCAACCUGAAGCAGUAAGCGCCGGGGGGCACGACUACGCCGAUGCGCUGCGGAAGAGCUUACUCUUCUUCGAGGGGCAGAGGUCGGGGAAGCUCCCGGAUACCCAGCGGGUGACCUGGCGGGGAGACUCCGCGCUCCACGACGGUGAUCAGAUCGGGGUAAUAGUAUUGUCAUCCUCAAGUGUACAUCUCCCCAAAACCAUUGCCGCAUCUCCGCCUUCACCGACGAUUUCCUAUCCUCAGAUCGACCUCGUGGGCGGGUACUACGACGCCGGCGACAACGUGAAGUAUGCCUUCCCGAUGGCCUUCUCGACGACGUUGCUAGCCUGGGGAGUGGUCGAGUUCGGCGGUGAGAUGGGCCGCAGCCUGUACAGGGCCAGAGAGGCCGUGAGGUGGGGCUCCGACUUCCUCCUCAAGGCCACCGCCGACCCCGGGAAGGUACACGUUCAGGUAGGCAACCCUUACGCUGAUCACGACUGCUGGGAGAGGCCGGAGGACAUGGACACCGACCGCACGGUCUACACGGUGGACUCCCAGGGACCCGGCUCGGAGGUCUCCGGCGAGACGGCCGCCGCCCUCGCCGCCGGCUCGAUGGUCUUCAGCGGCGCCGACCCGGCGUACGCGUCCCAGUUGAUCCAGAGAUCCAUGGCGGUGAGCGAGCUCCACUCGGGAAGUCCCCUCCUCAAUCAUCGAGUCUUCUCUGAUCCAACUUCUUCUGGGUUUUAGGUUUUCGACUUCGCCGACAGGAACCGUGGCUCCUACAACGAUAGCCUCGGCCGGUGGGUGUGCCCCUUCUACUGCGACUUCAACGGCUACCAGGUACUGAUGAUGAUCUUCUUUCUGAUCAUACCCGUUGACCAUCGAUCCCACGAGGAGGAACUGAUCUCCGUGGGUCUGACAAGGGCAGGACGAGCUGCUGUGGGCGGCGGCGUGGAUACACAGGGCCACCGGGAAGGUGUACUACUGGGACUACCUCAUGGGAAACAUCCACCUCAUCGACUUCCCUUUCAUGGUGGGAGAGUUCGGCUGGGACAGCAAGCACGCCGGCAUCCACGUCCUGAUCUUCCCUGUAAUCUAUCUUCAGACUGCACUGCCUGAAGUUCCACGCUGUCUUCAACCUCUUAGUGUAUAUAUAACUGGUGGUCCUUCUUCUGCCGCAGGAGAUCGUCGCUGGGGGCUCCUCCAACGGCGACCUACUCGGACGGGCCGACGAGUUCGUCUGCACGAUGCUGCCGGAGUCACCCACCGUGCAGGUACGGUACUCUGCCGGGGGACUUCUCUUCAAAGCAGGAGGAAGCAACAUGCAGCACGCGACGUCCCUCUCCUUCCUCCUCGCCGUUCACGCGCGCCAGCUGAUGCGGCUGAACAGGGCGGUGCGCUGCGGCGGCGAGGCGGUAGCGCCGUCCAGGCUCGUCGAGCUCGCCAAGUCGCAGGUGGACUACAUCCUCGGCGAUAACCCGCUCAGGAUGUCUUACAUGGUGGGCUACGGGGACAAGUAUCCGCAGAGGAUCCACCAUCGCGGCUCCUCUUUGCCCUCAGCCCUGACGCAUCCCGGCCACAUCGGCUGCAAGGAAGGGACUCCCUACUACCUCAGCGCCUCUCCCAACCCUAAUCUGCUGGUCGGCGCCAUAGUCGGAGGCCCGGACAUGCUGGACUGGUACGAGGAUUUUCGGCAGAACCCUGCCCAAUCGGAGCCCACCACUUACAUAAACGCGCCCAUGGUCGGCCUGCUGGCCUUCCUCUCCGUCGCCCCAAAUCGUUGA